CCGCCGCCAUCGCCGCCGCCACCGCCAUGGCGGAGGUGAAGGUAAAGCCGGAGCUCCCCGACGCCGUGGACAUAGAGAACAGGAUCAUUGAACUGUGCCACCAGUUCCCUCACGGCAUCACGGACCAGGUGAUCCAGAAUGACAUGCCCCACAUGGAGGCCCAGCAGCGAGCCAUGGCCAUCAACAGGCUGCUCUCGAUGGGGCAAUUGGACCUUCUCAGGAGCAAUGCAGGUCUCUUAUAUAGAAUCAAAGAGUCUCAAAAUGCAAGUAAAAUGAAAGGCUCUGACAAUCAAGAGAAGCUGGUUUAUCAAAUUAUAGAAGAUGCAGGCAACAAAGGUAUUUGGAGCAGGGACAUUAGAUACAAAAGCAAUCUGCCUUUAACGGAAAUCAACAAGAUACUGAAAAACUUGGAAAGUAAGAAACUAAUUAAAGCAGUUAAAUCUGUAGCGGCAUCAAAGAAGAAGGUGUAUAUGCUAUAUAACCUACAGCCUGAUCGGUCAGUGACUGGGGGGGCUUGGUAUAGUGACCAAGACUUUGAGUCUGAAUUUGUUGAAGUGUUAAAUCAACAGUGCUUUAAAUUUCUACAGAGUAAGGCAGAAGCAGCUCGCGAGAGCAAACAGAACCCCAUGAUACAAAGGAACAGCUCGUUUGCCUCUUCCCAUGAGGUGUGGAAAUACAUCUGUGAAUUGGGUAUCAGUAAGGUAGAGUUGUCAAUGGAAGACAUUGAAACCAUUUUAAAUACACUAAUAUAUGAUGGAAAAGUGGAAAUGACUAUUAUUGCUGCAAAGGAAGGCACAGUGGGCAGUGUGGAUGGACAGAUGAAGUUGUACAGAGCUGUUAGUCCUCUCAUACAACCCACCGGAUUAGUCAGGACACCCUGUGGACUCUGCCCUGUUUUUGAUGAUUGCCAUGAAGGUGGUGAGAUUUCUCCAUCAAACUGUAUUUAUAUGACAGAGUGGCUAACGUUUUAAAGUGGGGAAAAAGAACUGUAAACUGGAUCAAUUCUCACUGCCAAGGUGAUAAAGCAACUUGCUUUUUAUCAGUGGACUUUUAAAUUUUUGAGUGAGUUUAGGACAUGGAGUUACUUUCUUUUUAACUACCCAUAAAGCAGCAAUACAUCAAUGAAGACCAGGGCUGAAGUGGAAAUGUUGAUCCACUCUUGCACAAACACACUGGCUCGUUGACUUAAAAAGUGCCAGGGAACAGCUGGGUUGUGAUGAAUCAGUUCCAAGGAUUAUGUCUAGUACUCCACAGGCAGUUAUCCUGAAUGAGAGGAAAUAAGCUCCUGCCAGUGGUAUUAGUCUGAAAGCAAAGUUUGGGAUCUCGGUCUUGUCAAAUCUCAUUAACGACUAUUUGCAAUCAGCUAAUGAGUGAAGUCUUAAAACUGACACUUUUCUCCUGUGUGCAACCAUCUAAUUGGAAAUGAAGAAUCUGAUGUGAUAAAGAUCCUAAAUACAUCAAACAGCACUUGCUGACACCUGCUAAUUUAUCCUGAAAACACACUUUGAUUCAUUCUCACGUACAUCUGUGUUUCAUAUUCUCCAUUGCUGCUGUUGUCUUCUGAUGAGUCUGUUAAUAAUUCCCUUAUCAAUUAGAGGAUCAUCAUGUGAUGGAUGUGCUCUGGCAGCUUCACUGUAUGAGUAGAUAUGUCAGCUGAAAUUCUAAAUAGAAGUAUUCCGGAAAGGUGCAUAUUCAGACUUGAUAUAGGCAUAUCAUCAGACAGCACGAUCUUUUCUUUCUGUGGUGUAGAGCCAAUUCUUUUUUCUUUUAAACGCGGUCUCUUGGCUCCUUCUCUGUGUGACUCUGCAGUGGUGACUGGUGAUAAUUUCUAGAGUGUGUUGUUGUCAUGAGCCUGCUGUCCUUAAUGGUGUCCAAAGGCGUGCUGGGUUACAGACAUGUUCUGAAGACAGAGUUUCUUCUAGUUUAGUAGGACUGUGGAUACCUAUCUGGGUAGUGGAAAGGGGUUCUGCUGCCCUUUGAAAUGUACGUUCAAAUCCUACUUGGGAAGUAAAUAGAUUUUUGCACCGUGUUAGGCUACUCCAACUCUUCCUUAACCUAUAAUCAAGGAACCACUUAGAAAAAGUCACCUCCCUUCUCAUAAAUGGAAAUAUUGUGCAUAUAUGGCACAGUCAGCUCUCCACCAUCCAGAAUAAGAGGGCUGAAGUAAGGUACUAGCAGCCAAGCCAGUGCAGAUGCAUGAACUUUGCAGAGCCAGCUUCAUUCCAAUACAACCAAUUACUCAGCUCAAAUUUGCUGAAUUCAAGCUAGCUCUGUAGGCAACUGCUCAGUAUUUUCAUAAGAUCCUCUCAGUGCUGGGAAACUAUUACUGGAUCAAGCACAACAUUGGACCCAUUGUACCUUGCUAUUUGCAGAAUUCCAUAUCUGGAAAUAAGCUCUACUGGAUGCAAGCCAGCUAAGCUAGCCCCUGUGUUAGAAGAGGUAGUGGUCAAACACAUCAGCAACUGAGUUUGACAGUAUGUUAGGUAAUCUCACCAUGAAUAGUAAACAGGCUAAUAGAAAGAGAUUUUGGAGGGCAGUUUACCUAGCUGGGGUGGGAAACGUGAUACCAGUUAUUUCAAUACUGUCCAGGAAUUAGAUUGCCUCCUUGUUUGGCAGCAGCUAAGCAUGUUGUCUCAGAUGGGAGCAAAUAACUAAGACUGAUAAGCUGGCAUGUCCAUGGAGUGGGUUUGAUAACAUGGCAUUAGCUAGUGGAUCCACCCAGAGCCUGCCCUUUCUUUUGUUGCAGUGUUGCCUUUUGAGUGAGAUGGGUGCACAUCUCUAUCCAGAGAGGCAGAAGAGUCAUUUAAAAUAAAAAGAAAUGUGGGGGUGAAAUUGAGAUGUUUGUUUCUCCUCUGCCUUUUUUUUUUUCCCCUUUUUUGUCCACUCAGCACACUGAAGUGUGAGGAAGGCCUUCAGGCAUCUGUUACCUUGCCGAAGAUAACUUUCGUUGAAGUGUCUUUUAUCUUCCUGCUUUCAGAGAGGACCUAAUACAAUCAGUCCUGAAUCCUGCUGCUGCAGAGAUAACAAGCUGUUUAUGCUUGACUUCAGCUGGAAGAUGGCUUCCAGGGAAACAACACAUCUUAAAUAUGCAGGAGUGUUACCUUAUGCAGUAUGACUAUAUUCGCUUGCAGAAAGAAAAAGGAGAGCGAGCUUGUGGUCAGUGAACAAGUUUAGGAAUUGGAUAGCUGGUUUUUUAAGCUCUUCCAAUCAUGCUUCAUUUGAACUAGGUUUAUCUGGUGACUUACCCAGCACAAUCCAACAUCUGUGGUCCCUGCAGCUUCCUAGCAUUGCAGCUGUAGCAUGACUGCUUGAGCUCGGGGGAAAAAAAAGUGCCUAUGGAGAAAGGUACAGCAAUUUUAUUUUCUUCUCCAGCAAAAUGAAACCUAUUUAAAAAUAAACAUAUAUUGACGAUGUGUAUCAA
Rhea pennata is the source of this 3421-nucleotide messenger RNA. It is a transcript of the gene POLR3F, whose product is annotated as RNA polymerase III subunit F. The record is from RefSeq and is a predicted model, not a curated record. The transcript has 9 exons. Gene Ontology annotation, biological process: transcription by RNA polymerase III. Bases 27 to 971 code for a protein of 314 amino acids. Lineage: Eukaryota; Metazoa; Chordata; Aves; Rheiformes; Rheidae. Gene Ontology annotation, cellular component: RNA polymerase III complex.